AUGUCUUCUCAUGCAAGAGAACACAAACGAGUGUACCAGGCUUGUGAGCCUUGCAGGGAGAAAAAGGUGCGUUGUGAGUUGGGAUCGGCCGAUUGUCCGAAUAAACCACCUUGUGCGCGAUGCCGCAGAGAGAGCAAACAAUGUUUUUUUGCCGCAUCAAGGAUAAGAAAGACUGCUUCGACAAAGCGGAGAGCGCAAUCACCUCUUGUUCGAGAGCCCAGAUCGCAGCAUGCAACUGGUGUUCCUGAUUCGGCAGUGUCUCGCGGCAAUCUGGCUCCGGCUGUAGAAGAAGAGAGCCAACCCUUCCCGGAAGAUAGACGUGCUGCAGCUGCUUUGCUCGAGGGUCACCCCCGAACCUAUCAUGACGCAUUGACGUUACUAUCAGAGGCUUGUGAGCACAGUGAGGCCCGAAAGGAGUCAACUGAUGGCUCACCGCCGUCUAGUCAUCCCCAAGGCGCCAGGUCAAAUCUCACUGACCCAGCUCUGGGGAUUCAUGCCGACACUGCCACCAACAAAGGCACCCAUGAGGCUCUUCGCGCUUGGUCCAACGUCCGUUUUGUCCGUGGUGGACUUUUCACAGCAGAGGAAGCGCUAGACAUGGUCGACCAUUUUUACAAAUUCCAGUCAGCCUUCUCGCCCGUUGUACCGGAAUACUUUCGCAGUCACUCCCAUCACGCGACGCUGAUCGAGGAGGAGCCCGUAUUGACUAUCGCCAUAUUGAUGAUUGGAUCACGUUAUCGCAAGUGGACAGGGCCAGCUGCGGUUGCACGUUCCUACAUUGUUCACGAUCGGAUUUGGAGAUAUCUACAGAGAAUGAUUUCCCGAUUGUUUUGGUCAGAGGACCUGUUUGUGGGUGAAUUUGUUUCUCUCAAAGACCCCUUUCCUGGUCCUGGGAGAGGCCCAAGACCGACAUAUAUGGACAGUUGGUCACAUGGGUUCCGCACGUUAGGGACGUGUGAGGCAUUGUUGCUGUUGUUGGAUUGGCAUCCUCGGGCUCUCCACUUUCCGCCCCCAGAUGAGGAUACGUCGUCAAUCGUAAUCCCUGAGCCGAAGCGACCGCGCAAAAGUGCUAGUACCACUGGAUAUUACGGGCCCGGGUCCGGGCAUGACUGGCUCGCUCGAUCAGAUCGCCUAUGCCACUCUAUGCUUUCCACUGUUUUAAUGUUGGCAACCGAGAUGGGCAUUUUCUGCGAGGAUAAUUCAUUUUGGCAAGAUGAAAUUAGAAACGACCAUCUGAAGAUGGCUCGUGACCAAGAGAGGUUCCACCGUAUACGGUGCUUGAUAUGGGUUUAUGCGACGCAACAACCAGGUCGACCAGGUCGAAGAAAUCCGGCACAAUGCACUCCCAUAAAAAGCCCAGGCGUCAGGAAUGAUGAUGCAACGGAAUGUUGGAUGCGCGUCGCAACUAUUAUGAAGAAUGCAAACGACCUUCUCUUUGUGUCACCCAAAUAUACGGGAGAAAUUAUUCGCAGUGGACAAUACCUUCGGAUUAUUCACGGCCUCGAGCCACUUUUAAGCGAAUCAAUUAUCGAGUUUGAUCAUGCCAAGUUGGCGAAGCAAACGCGAUAUAUCCUGAGCAUUGAGUACGAGUAUACACAACUCUGUAUUUUUGGCCUCGCUUUGCAAGCCGUAAUCAGCCGAAAUUCCCGUGAUGACAUAUGUUCCAGACCAGAGAGAUGCUCACAAAGUACUUCACCUGAAGAGGAGAAGUAUCUAAAAGGAAUUGUUCGGGCUUCUCGCACUAUACUGCGAACUGUCCUCGACGAUCUACUUCCUCAUGGAAGUUUAACGUAUAUUCCUGUGCGAUCAUACUCCAGGAUUCUCGGUGCGACUUUGAUUCUUCUCAAGUGCUGCGCGGCGGGAAUUAGCGAGAUCGACGUGCCAAUGUCACUUGAUCUGGUUCGGCGAGUCGCUGUUGGCCUUCGUAACUCUGCAGUCGACGAUACACACUUGAGUACGCGCUGGGGCGAUCUUCUCGAAAACCUCGCUAGUAGACUGCAGUCGCGCUUAGCUCAACCAACCACGCCGAAAGUGUCUUCCAUGAGACCCCCAUCGCUAGCAACUCUGCCAAAAGAUCAAGCAGACGUCUUUCAGGUCCCUCGCAUAACAGACCCGUCAACAAUGCAUUCCUCCCCUCAAGAUAUACAGACUCGAGCUAAUUCCGAACAAAACAAUAAUAUAUUGGAUCUCAACCAGUCAAGUUCGCUCGAUGCUAAAUAUGACACGCAGUUUGAUGCGUACUCAAUGUGGUGGGAUGAUCAAUUUUCUCAGGUCGAUCUCAAUUACAUGCCUUGGUUUCCAACUUUGGGGCUUGUGGGUGGAAGUGGAAGUGAUCCCCUGUUUUCAAACGAUUCCGCCGACGCUAUUUUUGAAAGUGUUGGAUCAACUCAUGGAGCCUUGAUUUAG
Penicillium crustosum is the source of this 2406-nucleotide messenger RNA. Its product is annotated as Zn(II)2Cys6 transcription factor domain-containing protein. The record is from RefSeq and is a predicted model, not a curated record. NCBI's taxonomy places the organism in Eukaryota, Fungi, Ascomycota, Eurotiomycetes, Eurotiales, Aspergillaceae. The coding region runs from base 1 to 2406 and encodes 801 amino acids. The transcript has 5 exons. Gene Ontology annotation, molecular function: DNA-binding transcription factor activity, RNA polymerase II-specific; zinc ion binding. Gene Ontology annotation, cellular component: nucleus. Gene Ontology annotation, biological process: aromatic amino acid catabolic process; positive regulation of transcription by RNA polymerase II.